Esox lucius (northern pike) is the source of this 3784-nucleotide messenger RNA. It is a transcript of the gene ccdc9, whose product is annotated as coiled-coil domain containing 9. The record is from RefSeq and is a predicted model, not a curated record. The coding region runs from base 157 to 2379 and encodes 740 amino acids. The transcript has 15 exons. NCBI's taxonomy places the organism in Eukaryota, Metazoa, Chordata, Actinopteri, Esociformes, Esocidae.
UUCUAGGUUUGGAAUGCGUUGGGUCCAGCACAUCGUGUGUAACUACAACUGGGUUUGAUCAAGGCUGCAUUUCUGAUCGAUCUGUUCAAAACCUACGUCGGCGGGAAGAGGUACUAUUUAAUACAACCACCAGUGCAUAAGGACGGGCUGGAGGCCAUGUCCACAGUGGUGGAUCUCAAGACAAAGGAGGAGAAGGAUGCUGAGCUUGACAGACGUAUCGAGGCUCUGCGCAAGAAGAAUGAGGCUCUGGUCCGGAGGUACCAGGAAAUUGAGGAGGACAAAAAAAAGGCAGAGCAGGAGGGGAUUGCGGUGAAGACACACCCACCCAGGAAGGCCCGCCCCCAUGACGGCCCACCAGAGGGGGACAGACGGAGGACAGAAAAAGAGAAUUUCACUGUUACAAUAGACCUCUCCAAACCAGCAGGGGAGAAAAGGGUGAUUAAUGAAUGGAAAAAAGGGCCGCCCAGAGGCAGGCGGGACUCCGAGGAGGGAGACGCCCCUAAACAGCUGGACGAUAGCCCCCCCCAGAGGGCCGGUUCCGGACGGCUCGGCAGGGGUGGGCAGCGAGGGCCCGGGCAGCGGCAGGAGAGGAGGGAGCAUCGUCCUGACAGACCUCUAGCCGACCCACGGCAGGCCCAUGACAGAGCUCCAAGAGACGACCGAGGUCCGGGCCUGGAGGGGCCGGGGGAGGCGCCGGGGGAGGCUCAUGGUCGAGGUGCACCACGGGGAGGGAGGAGAGGAAGAGGGGGAAGAGGCGGAAGAGAGAGGGAAGAUGGAGGCGGACCACCGGGUGGGGACAGGAAGUCUAAGGAAUGGGAGGAGAAAAGGAGGCAGAACAUUGAGAAGAUGAACGAGGAGAUGGAGAAGAUUGCUGAGUAUGAACGAGGACAACGGCCCACUGAAGGGGACAAGCCCAUCCGUAACUUCCUGGAUGAUCCGCGGCGCUCCGGGCCAGUUCCGGACGUGGACCGCAAAGACGGCAGCCGCCGGCAUGUCCGGAACUGGGGAGGACUGGACUUCGACAAUGUGAAGACCGGGUCUGAGCUGGAGAAGGAGUGGACUAGUCGGAGGCCCGGCGGCCACAAGGGCUCCGUGGAUAUGACGAUGUCCAUGACGGGCCGCGAGCGCGCCGAGUACCUCCGCUGGAAGAAGGAGCGUGAGGAGAUUGACGAGGAGCGUCUGGCCAGACACAGGAACGCCACUGGCCAGUGGAGACGGGAAUGGGACGCCCAGAAGACUGACACCAUGUUUAAGGAGGACCCAGCUGUAGCUGCAGAGGCCAUGCAGCCUGACAAGGGAGGCAGCAGGAGAGAUGAUGUGAAAAGGCCUCCUCAGGCGCCAACAUUCGGAGACUUCCUCGGGCAGGGCAGAGGACCCCGGGAGGGGGACCGCGGUCGGGGGAGGGAACGAGGACCGAGACAGAGCUACAGCAUGCACGAUAACCGCUGGGAGGGAGAGAAGGAGGACCACGAUGAGAAGGAGAAGCAGGACGAUGAGAAGGAGAAGCCCAAGAAAGAGAGAACUGUGAAAAAAGAACAGAAGCCCAAAGUUUCCUCAUCACAAAAGAUAGAGGAGAAGAGGAGUGACGCUGAGGAGGAUGACGAUGAGUGGUCUGAUGUGGAGGGGGGCGAGGAGGAGGAGGUGGAGGACGAGGCACAGGAGGAGAGGGGAGAGGAUGUCCAGUCCCCAAAGAAGGCACCUCGCUCAGAAAUGGCAGCCGGGAAGUCCGUCCCCGUCUCUCCCCCUCCGUCCGUCCCCGUCUCUCCCCCUCCCUCCGCCCAGCAAUCUGAAGCCUCUCCCAAAGAGCAACGCCCCCUUCGGCCCCAAGUCAACAUCACCUCACCGCCCGAGACCCAGGAUUCCUCAGAGUGCCCCAAGCCCCUCAGCCCCUUCUCUCCGCUGGAUGGCCACCAGCCCGUCACGGACUGGGGGGAGGAGAUGGAGAUGCAGUCGCCCCGGAGCAGCAUGGGGGAGAGCCCCCUGAAACCCCCCAGCGCUGAGGGGAGUCCGGCCCAGGCCAAGGUCCAGGAGGACAGCCGUCGUUCCAGCCUCGACUCCAGUCCCUCCAAGCUGGCCGAGACAGAAAAGGAGAGGGACAUGCAGACAGUGGUGGUCACGGUUGCUGUUCCUUCGGAGGAGACUCUGAUUCAGGAAGCCCCUGUUCCAUCAUCAGAGCCUGUCUACUCGCCCACUGACCCCCAUGAGGAAGAGGUGGUCGUCACCCCCCCUGGCCAGGAGACAGCUGCCACCCCCACAGGCGAACAAUCUGACCCAGAUAACGACUCGGCGCCAGUCCGGGAGACUGACCCCAACUCGUCUGAGCCUGCCGUGACCGUGGAGACGACUUCUGACACUUUGGAGCAGCCAUCCUCAGGCUGAGAGCUGCACUGGGAAAUUGACAUUGCAAUGCUAGUGGUUCACAGAUGAUGGCAGGAUGAGGGGAGAAGAGAAUGUGGGAGGAAGGAGGAGUGGACCCUGUGGAACACGAUUGGAGCCACCCUCACAGACAAACCAGGAGGGGCGUGGUCAGCCACCCGGCCUUCAGACCUCUCCUCAGCAAUUACACACUUGUGGUCUUCACUGUUGGACUGUGAGCUGCUCCUUGCAUGUAAUAUAGUAAUGCUUUCAUUCAUUGGAUCCAACAUGGUGAAUGUCUCAGGCUGUAUGGCCACCCGAAACAAGAUGUUAUGAUUGUGUCAAGUGAACAAAACCCUGAUUUGUAUAUCGUUUCAAAGAUUUGUCAUUUAAACACUUAGGUAGCUUGAAGACUCACAAAUAUGAAAUGCUGUCUUUUGGAAGGCCAAAGAGACUGUUAAUCCAGUUCAACAUGGCAAAAUGGCAUUUUUGGCAUGCGAACAGUUUCGGAGCAUUUUCUUUCCAGAAUGUUUACAUUUGAUUGAAAAACACCUUAUGCUUAUCUUUUAAUAACCUGUAAAGUUUCUCAAGACCCCCCUCACCCAAAACGUGUCCUCCCCAUGUACAAGCUGAAUUAGGUUUGUGGAUGCGGUUGUAGUACAUUUUGUUGGCCAUACAACGUUUGUCAUGAUUCUGAUCAUGUGAACAAAAUGUAAGCUCAAUUUUGCCUCCUAAUGAUUGUGAAAACGUUUGUUUGUAUUUGGUUUGCCGGGAAAAGCUAAAUGUUUUUUUAAGUGGGGCAUGCUGUACUUAACCGAGCACAGGGGCAUCAGGUGACCCUGAAAAUGUUUGACCUUCCAAAGUUCUUUUUUUUUUUGUUUGUUAUGAGCUGGAUGGCCAUAGGCCUUUCUUAAGCUGCAUACUUUUUAAUUAAGGCGCAUCAGAACAUGUACCUCAGUAGAGCAUUUGUUUUACUGGUUUGCCUGCUCUUGGUUAUGAAAUCAUGCUCUGAUUGAACAAUGCUUUAUUUUUUUUUAAUUGAAGGAAUGAAAAGGUAAAUAUGAAAUGAAGAUGAUAUAUCAUGAACCUGAGUACAUGCAAUAAGUAGCCUAUAGUUAUUUUUUUUAUCAUUUAAACAUUCCAAUGUUUUGUGUGGGGGGGAAAAGGCAUCUGCUGCUUUUUAAGUUGACUUCAGAUAUUAUCGUUCAUUUCCGUUUCGGAUUAUUUUAGCGAUGUAACGGAAGCUUUCAAUUUCUGUCAGUUGUAUGGCUUCCCUUACCAUAUGAAACUGCAUUAUAGGUUUGUUUUGGGAUUGGAGUGCAUCUAAACUAGCAUGAUGAGAACUUUUUUUGCUUCUGUUUAUCCGUUGACCACCAUGAAUUUAUUGUCCCAACAUAAUGACAUUAUCAAUUAAAAAGAUUGCUUUUAA